This is a messenger RNA of Phlebotomus argentipes, 1427 nucleotides long. It is a transcript of the gene p47, whose product is annotated as NSFL1 cofactor p47. Bases 81 to 1268 code for a protein of 395 amino acids. The record is from RefSeq and is a predicted model, not a curated record. Lineage: Eukaryota; Metazoa; Arthropoda; Insecta; Diptera; Psychodidae. Gene Ontology annotation, cellular component: cytosol; nucleus. The transcript has 4 exons. Gene Ontology annotation, molecular function: ubiquitin binding. Gene Ontology annotation, biological process: Golgi organization; proteasome-mediated ubiquitin-dependent protein catabolic process; membrane fusion.
CUGCCAAGUUCAGUGUGUACGUGAGGAAGUGAAUUUGUGGUAAAUCUCCUGGCAUUUUCGCAUUUUCUCUGUGAGAUACCAUGUCCGACCAGGAGGAACUGAUAUCCCACUUCAAGGAUGUGACUGGGGUGUCGGAGGAGCAGGCUCGCUUCCAUCUGGAGGCCGCCAAUUGGACGCUACAGAUCGCCCUCACCAGCUACUACGAGGGUGAUCACGACAAUGCGGGUGAGGCUGGCGAUGCUGUCCAGGUGAUACAGGACAGUGAUGAUGAGAAUGAAGCGGCUGGAGGAGCGUCAAGUCAACAGCCGGACUCGAAUCUGAAGAAAGACAAGAAGCCCAAGAAGAAGCCCUCAUCAAACAUAAUGACGCUGAGGUCGAUGUCCUCUUCGGACGAGGACGACGAGCAGGGCCAGGCGUUCUACGCUGGCGGAUCAGAUCGCUCGGGACAGCAGGUUCUGGGGCCCCCGAAGCGCAAUCCCAUCAAGGACUACGUCUCAGAGGUGUUCCGGUCGGCCCAGGAGAGCGGCGCCGAAGUCGUGGAUCCGCAGACGUCGCAGUCGAGCGGUCCGGAGAUGUUUUCCGGCACGGGCUAUCGCCUGGGCAUGACAAAUGACGAUCACACAGCUCUGCCCACGGGACGACCCAGUCGCCCGCAGAACAUUGAGCCGCUGGUGCUGAAGCUCUGGCGCGAGGGCUUCUCCAUCAACGACGGCGAGUUGCGACUGUACGAGGAUCCCGCCAACAAGGAGUUCAUGAACAGCAUGACGCGCGGCGAGAUCCCCAACGAGCUGAAGAAGCUGGGCGGCACGACGGUGCACGUGAAUCUCGAGGAUCACCGCCACGAGGAGUUCAAGAAGCCGAAGAAGCGCGUGACCGUGUUCAGCGGUCAGGGACACACGCUGGGCAGUCCGGCGCCCAACAUGGCCGAGACGUCGAUGGACUCCGCCAGCUCCACGAGCGGCCCCAGCAACGAGGCGUCGCAGGAGGAGAACGAGAGACGUGCGACUGAGGACUUGAACGUGGACGCCAGUCAGCCGACGACGAUGAUCCAGGUGCGCCUCGCUGACGGCACGCGUCUGGCCACGAGGUUCAAUCACAGCAACACCGUCGGCGACAUCAGGCGCUACAUCAUCGCCGCCCGGCCGCAGUACGCGCACCAGGAGUUCUCGCUGCUCACGACAUUCCCCAGCAAGGAGUUGAGCGACUCCGGCGCCACCAUCGAAGGCGCCGGACUCCUGAGCGCGGCCAUUCUGCAGCGUCUCAAGUGAAUUCUCGGGGGCUUUUGGAUUUUUGAUUUUGCGCGAUCGCAUAUUGUAAUUCAGUGAGAGAUAUAAAUACAAAAAAAAGAGGAACAACUUAAAGGAUAAUCACACUCGCUAUAUAUCGUCUAAGUUAAAUACUAGAUUCGCUGCUUAUGAGUCUAAAGU